AUGUUGUCACUACUGCGAGCGCCCACCAAGGCCAGGGCUGCAGCGGCUACACAGACCAGGGACUUCUACUUUCCCAGGAAGCACUGGUUCCCCUGGCGCGUGCGCCUUGUUCGUCAGCGACAGGCGGCUUUGAGGGCCAAGCGCCACAUUUGGCCGCGGCGACAGGAUCCAGAGGAGGCGCCCAUCUUCGGUGACAAGGAGGGGGAUGUCCUGUCCUUCAGGGAAGAGGAAGUUCGGAUCAGCGUGAAGAAGCUGGAGCACUAUGCCAAGAUCAUGAAGCACAAGCAGAUCCAGGAUGCCUACGACUGGGUGGACUCCUUGUCCCGGAUGAAGUCGGAGGUGAUCCUUAAGCUGCUGGAGAAGGCCAUGGAGGAGUGCAGGGAUCGGCGUGGCUGGGAUUUGGGGCGGACCUACGUGGUGGACCCUCAGCCGGGCCGCGGGCACUACGUCAAGAGCCUGCGGAAGCACUCCAGAGGCAGGUACGGCAUCAUGAAGGCACCCAGGAACAACUUCAUUAUCCGAGUCCGGCAGAUGCCUUUGGAGGAGUGGUUCCACCGGAUCUUCAUUUACAACAAGGUGCCCCGAAGCCUCUCGGGAGACAUGCGCUUAGCCUUGCACCAGAAGCGUGUCAGCCCGCAGAUGCAGAAGGAGUGGUCGCCAUACCUCCAUGCCAACUCCCGGCUUUUUCACCGCAAGGAGCUGAAGUGGCUGGACAGCACUCGGCAGUUCGACUACUAUCAGGUUCGACGAGAAUGGAUCGAGAAGUACAAGGCGAAUUUGCUGCGGUCCUCCACGGAGGCAAGGGAGGCCCGGGGCCUGCCGCCGCUGCCCAUGGCGGAGUGA
Messenger RNA from Effrenium voratum, 843 nucleotides. The record is from the annotation of a GenBank genome assembly. Lineage: Eukaryota; Dinophyceae; Suessiales; Symbiodiniaceae.